CUCCUAGAAAAGCAAAAGCCCGAGCCAACCCACAGCGACACCAAUUUGAGUGCCGGAACUCCGAGAUGGCCGAAGGAGGGUCGCCGGGAAUUCUUCCCGCCGGUUGGACCGAGCAAAUCGAGAUCAAGGACGGCGAUGAAAUCAGGGAUCGGAGGAUCGGACGGAUGAUUGGCACGGGGCUUGAGUCUCACGGUCUCUACUAUCUGUCUCUCUCUGUUUCUUUAGUGGUGUGCACGGCGACAACUUCCCCACUACAAGUCCAUUGUCGGCUGGGGCACCCAUCUCUUCCCAAUCUCAAGAAGAUGGUUCCCAGUCUCUCUAGUAUUUCUUCCUUAGAGUGUGAGUCUUGUCAACUUGGGAAACAUAGUCGUAGUUUUUUCCCAAGUAGAGUCAAUAAACGUGCUAGUUCUCUUUUUUCAGUAGUCCAUUCGGAUGUAUGGGGUCCCAGUCGUGUCAGUUCACAAGAUGGUUUUUGUUAUUUUGUAACAUUUAUUGAUGAUUUCUCUCGGACUACAUGGUUAUAUCUAAUGAAAACGCGUUUAGAGUUAUUUUUAGUCUUCACUACAUUUUGUGCUGAAAUUAGAACACAGUUUAAUUUGCCUAUCCGUGUUCUUCGUAGUGGUAAUGCUCUUGAAUAUUUGUCUCUCCCAUUUAAGUCUUAUGUGGCAUCCAAUGGGAUUCUUCACUAGACUGUGUCCUGGAACCCCACAAUAAAAUAGGGUAGCUGAACGCAAGAAUCGUCAUUUAAUUGAGACAGCCCGCAUGUUUCUUCUUCAUAUGCAUGUUUCGCUUCAAUACUGGAGUGAUGCUGUCUUAACUGCAUGUUACUUAAUUAACCGCAUGCCAUAAUCUGUCCUUAAUGACCAGAUUCCUCUUUCCAUUCUUUUUCCUCGGGUUGACUUAUAUUCUCUUCCUCCUCGUAUCUUUGGGAGUACAUGCUUUGUUCACCAUCUUGCCCCAAGUCAUGAUAAGUUAUCUGCUCGUUCCGUCAAAUGUAUUUUUCUGGGUUAUUCCCGUCUUCAGAAGGGGUAUCGUUGCUACUCUCCUCAAUUAACUCGAUAUUUUGUUUUAGCGAAUGUUACCUUCUUUGAGUCAUCUUCUUAUUUCCCUUCUUCGUUUGCGAUCUCCGAUUUUGUGUCUGCUGGGUUACCUUUGCCUAUCCCUUUUCUUGACCUUACAUCAUUUCCAUCUCCAACGUCUUCACCGUCUCCACCAUCCUUUGCCUCUCGCCUUGAUCGCCCCGAUCUUCAGGUCUAUCAACAGCGUCCACAACUAGUGGCCCAACCAGCACUGACUGUCGUCGCUAGUCAGCGAGAGUCGUCUUCUGACUCAUCCUCUGUGCUGAUUCGUUCUUCCUCCUCUAGUCUGUCACCUUUGACUUUUGAUCUUGACUUCCUAUUGCUCUUCGUAAAGGUACUGGCCAUCCUAUUUCCCAUUUUGUUAGCUAUGAUUCUUUGUCCCUUGGAUAUUCUGCUUUUGUUUCUUCUUUAUCUUCUGUUUCUCCUCCUAAAUCUGUUCCCGAAGCUCUUUCCCAUCUAGGGUGACGGGCUGCUAUGGUCGAAGAAAUGUCUACUUUACAUUCCACUGGGACUUGGGACUUGGUACCUCUUCCCAAGGGUAAGUCUAUUGUUGGUUGUCGAUGAGUUUACACUGUUAAAGUUGGCCCUGAUGGCCGGAUUGAUCGUCUUAAGGCUCGCCUUGUUGCCAAAGGAUACACUCAAGUUUUUGGUCUUGAUUAUGGCGAUACAUUUUCUCCUGUUGCUAAUAUCUCCUCUGUUCGCCUUUUCCUGUCCCUUGUUGCUACGUUUCACUGGCCUCUUCAUCAACUGGACAUAAAAAAUGCCUUUCUCUAUGGCGAUUUACAGGAGAAGGUGUAUAUGGAGCGACCUCUUGGCUUUGUUGCUUAGGGGGAGUCUGGGUUGGUGUGUCGCUUUCGAAAAUCUUUAUACGGUUUAAAACAGUCUCCUCAAGCUUGGUUUGAUCGAUUUAGUUCAGCUGUUCUUAAGUUUGGGUUAACUCGGAGUGAAGCUGAUCAUUUUAUUUUUUAUCGUUCCCAAUCUGACUGCCACAUUCUUCUAGUGGUGUAUGUUGAUGAUAUAAUACUUACAGGGGAUGAUGAUGUUGGUAUCACUGAAUUGAAGACACAUCUUCACCAACAGUUUCAGACUAAAGAUUUGGGUCCUUUGAGAUAUUUUUUUGGUAUUGAGGUAGCUCGGUCAAAGCAGGGCAUCUAUAUUUCUUAGAGAAAAUAUGCUAGAGGAGACAUGAUUGCUUGGAUGUAAGCCUACAGAUACCCCUAUGGAUCCAAAUAUUAGGCUGUUACUAAGAUAGGGGGAGCCUUUUUUUGAUCCUGGACACUACCAUCGACUAGUUAGGAAACUUAAUUACCUCACAGUCACUCGUCAUAAUAUUUCAUUUGCUGUGAGUGUGGUAAGUCAGUUCUUGGAUUCACUUUGUGACAGUCACUGAGAUGCAGUGAUCCGUAUUCUUCGAUAUAUUAGGGCUACCCCUGGUCAGGGUGUAUUGUAUCAAAAUCAUGGGUAUAGUCAGAUUAUGCGAUAUACAUAGUUAUCAAAGGCGCGCCUAGGCGCGAGGCGCCUUAAGGCGCCAGUUUGGCGCCUCGCCUUGGCCAAGGCGAGGCGGUUUUGGCGAGGCCCUCGUCUUGCGCGCCUAGGCGCUGGGGCGUGAGGCGCGCCUAGGCGUGCCUCAUGAAACUGAGGUUUUCUACUUAAAUCUUGCAGCCCAAUCGCGCUUGCCUCUCCUCCCGACUGCAUCCAGCCGCGCUUGCCUCUCCUCUCCAGCUCGCUGCUCGCUCCUCACUCCUCCCGACUAUAGCAUCUACCGUGCUUGCCUCUCCUCCCAACUCGCUGCUCGCUGGCCCUCGCUGCUCGCUCGCCCUCGCCCGAUCUUCCAUUCUUCCUCUUCCUCUCUAGCCCUAGCCGCGCGGCCUCGCCUGCCUCCUCUCUUCCUCUUCUCUCCAGCUCGCCCUCGCCCGAUCUUCUUCUUCCUCUCCUCUCCAGCUGCGACCCCCUCCUCUCUUUCUCUCCAGCCCCAGCCCGAUCCUCCUCUUCCUCUCUGCCGCGCCUGCCUCCUCUCUUCCUCUCCUCUCCAGCUCGCUGCUUGCUCAAUCUUCCUCUCCAGUCUCCAGCCGCACCCUUUCUUCUAUUCUCCUCUACUGAGUCUGCCCACGCCACGGUCUUCUCCUCUCUUCCUCGCCUCUUCUCAUCUGCUCUUGAGCUCUUCAAGUUGAAGCUGCUAAGGGCCUAAAGCUGCCGCCGCCGCUGCCCACAUCUUCUCCUAUAUUCAUAAUUUCAUAUUGUAAGUUCUUUAGUUGUAUUUUAUUUGUUUAUUUCUUGCAUUUUUGCUUAAUUUAUUUUGCUGGCUGCUGGUUGCUGAAAUUUGUUUUUAAGUCUUUAUAAUUUAUUUCUAUAAUUAGGAGAAUUUUGAUGAAAUUGGAACUGUGUUGCAACAGCCCAAUAAAUGUCGUCAACCACUUCCAAAACGGACCCGGCAUGGAAUUAUUUUGAAGCUGAUCCUAAUGAUAGAAAUACCACCACAUGUAAAUUUUGUCGUAAAGUAACAAAAGGUGGUAUAUUUCGGGCGAAACAACAUCUUGUGGGUGGUUUUAGGAAUACUAAAGCUUGUCCAAAAUGUCCUCCAUCAGUAAAAGAAGAGAUUGGAGAGUACAUGCAAAAGAAGAAAAAUAACAGGGAUGAGCGAAAUAUAGCAUCGUUAGAUGAUGAUAUUCAAUUUGGUGAAGGGUAUGAUGAUGAUGAUGAUGAGCCGCUGCCUCAAAGUAGAAAAAGACCCAAUGUAUCUACCGGAAGUGGAAGCGGUACUGGUAGUAUUGGUAGUGUUAAAAGGGCCAACACAAAAAGGUCCACUUGAUGUUUUUCUUAAAGACCCAGAAGUUAAUGUGUUGAAAAGCAAGGGCAAAGGAAAGCAAACAAGGUUGGGUGAGCAUGAUUUUGCAAAAAAAGAGUUAAGAGCUCGAGUUUGUAGAAGCUUUGCACGAUGGAUGUAUGAUGCAGGCAUUCCAUUCAAUGCAGUGACAUAUGACAGUUUUAAAGUAUUUAUAGAAGCAAUUGGUCAGUAUGGUCCGGGUGUGAAGCCGCCUAGUUACCAUGAAGUCAUGGUUCCUCUUCUCAAACAAGAGGUGGAAGCCACUCGUGAAAUGAUGAAAGAUCAUGAAGAGGCGUGGGCCAAAUAUGGAUGUUCCAUUUUGUCAGAUGGCUGGAAAGACGAGGGAAAGGACAUUGAUUAACUUUUUAGUCAAUUCUCCUAAAGGAAGUAUGUUCUUGGAGUCUGUUGAUGGUUCUAGCUAUUCAAAGACUGGGGAAAAGAUGUUUCAAUUAUUAAGUAAAUGUGUGGAAAAGAUUGGAGUAAGAAAUGUGGUGCAAGUGGUCACCGAUAGUGCUUCAAACAAUGUUUUAGCAGGAAGAUUUUUGGAGGCAAAAUAUCCUACGUUGUUUUGGACACCAUGUGCAGCGCACUGUUUGGAUUUAAUGUUGGAAGAUAUUUUCAAGUUGCCUAAUAUGAAGAAGACAUUUGAGAGAGCUGUUAUGGUGAAUAGCUAUAUCUAUACUCGUUCGGGUCUAGUAAACAUGCUUAGAAGGUUUACUGACAAGAAAGAGUUGUUGAGGCCUGCAAAAACACGGUUUGCAACUGCCUUUAUCACUUUGGGCAGGAUGCAUAGUUUGAAAAGCAACCUUAGAAGGAUGUUUACCUCCGAGGAGUGGAUGACAAGCAAGUGGGUAAAAGAAGCGGGGGCUAAAAAGGUUGUAGAAGUGAUUUUGAUGCCUUCAUUUUGGAACAAUGUUGUAUUUGCUUUAAAGGUGGCUGGUCCAUUGGUGCGUGUAUUGCGCUUAGUGGAUGGUGAGAAGAAGCCUGCUAUGGGAUACAUAUAUGGGGCCAUGGAUAGGGCCAAAGAAGCGAUUGCUAACUCUUUUAAUGGGGAUGAAAAGAAGUAUGCACCCAUUUUUCAGAUUAUUGAUAAUCGAUGGGAUGUUCAGCUUCAUCGCCCCUUGCACGCAGCUGGUUGGUACUUGAACCCAGAAUAUUUCUACAAGGCUGAACAUAUAGAUACAGAGAUCAUGAAUGGCUUAUAUGAAUGCAUUAGAAAGUUAAAUCCAGAUAUAAAGGUUCAAGACCAAAUUGAUGCUGAGCUUUCGAUGUAUAACAAUGCAGAUGGGUUCUUUGGAAACUAUAUGGCUAUUAGAAAGAGAGCUGAGAAAUCACCAGCUGAAUGGUGGGCUUCAUAUGGAAUGUCAACACCCACGUUGCAAAAAUUUGCAAUUAAAAUUCUUAGCUUGACUUGUAGUUCAUCUGGGUGUGAACGUAAUUGGAGUGUGUUUGAAAAUCUUCAUACUAAACGGAGAAACAGGCUUGAUCAACUUCGUUUAAACGACUUGGUGUUUGUGAAAUACAAUAGAGCAUUGAGGCGUCGAUAUCAAAUGCGUGAUACCAUUGACCCUAUCAUAUUGACCGACAUUGAUGAAAGCAAUGAAUGGUUGACUGGAAAACUUGAUGAGGAGAAUGAUAAAGAUGAUGAAACUGUUUUUCCAGAUGACAUUGGGGAUGGGUUGACAUGGAGUAAUGUUGCUGCGGCUGCAGGAGUUGGAGAGCCUAGUUAUCAAUUUAGAACUAAACAAACUCGAUCACAAUUGGGAUCAACUUCGGCUUCGACUUCAAAGCGGCGAGUAACUCAAGAGAUUGAAGAGGAGGAAAGUGAGGCAGGGAUCGAAGAUGAUGAAGGCUUGGAAGAGGGAGAAGAAUUGAGAGAUGAAGAAGAAGAUGAAGGGGUGAUUGAAGGGGAUGAUGAAGAUAUUGACCUUGAUGUUGAUGAUCUCCUUGAUGAUGAUUGAUUAAAAAACUUUUUUAUAUUGAUUGUGGACUUGUAAUGUUUAUGUGUUUGUUUAAAACUUUGCAUUAUAAUUGGUACUUACUACUUGGUAAAGUUUAAGACUUUAAGUUUGAACUUUGAUGAUGUUUCUAGUUUAGAA
Molecule: messenger RNA, 6002 nt
Organism: Diospyros lotus (date-plum)
Lineage: Eukaryota; Viridiplantae; Streptophyta; Magnoliopsida; Ericales; Ebenaceae
Exons: 5
Coding region: 4188-5864 (558 amino acids)
Molecular function (GO): DNA binding; protein dimerization activity
Source: RefSeq, a predicted model, not a curated record